UCCCCUUCCGAGAGAAAUGCUUGGGCGAGCUGUCUUUUAGACCCUGCCGAUACCAACGUUGUUUCCCAUUUUCUUGUGCGAAAGUUAUCCGGAUUUCUUGCAUUUAAUUAAAGAUGGCUGUGUCCUCUGCCCGCAUCACUGGUGCUCUUGUGAGGCAACUGUCUAGCCAUGCCUCGAAGAUCGCGCCUCGUUGCGCAGCGGUGUCAGUGCUAAAUGCGCGCAGUCUCUCCACCUCCCAACCCGUCAAUGCUGCCAAAGGCGGUUCUGCCGAGACGGCAUCCAUCCUGGAGGAGCGCAUCCUGGGCGCUGCCCCGAAGAUCGAUUUAGAGGAGACGGGCCGAGUGCUGUCCAUUGGUGACGGUAUCGCCCGUGUGUAUGGUCUGAAGAAUAUCCAAGCCGAGGAGAUGGUUGAAUUCUCCAGUGGUUUAAAGGGUAUGGCUCUGAACUUGGAGCCCGACAACGUUGGUGUUGUCGUGUUCGGUAACGACAAGCUGAUCAAAGAAGGCGACAUCGUCAAGCGAACUGGUGCCAUCGUGGAUGUCCCUGUCGGAGAAGAACUGUUGGGCCGCGUCGUGGAUGCCCUGGGAAAUCCUAUUGAUGGCAAGGGAGCGAUCAAGUCGGCCAAACGCUUUCGUGUGGGCAUCAAGGCUCCGGGUAUCAUCCCUCGCGCCUCUGUACGUGAGCCUAUGCAGACUGGUAUCAAGGCCGUGGACAGUCUGGUGCCCAUUGGACGUGGCCAGCGUGAAUUGAUCAUCGGUGAUCGUCAAACUGGCAAAACGGCCAUUGCCAUCGAUACCAUCAUCAACCAGAAGCGUUUCAACGAAUCCGCAGAUGAGAAGAAAAAGCUGUACUGCAUUUACGUGGCCAUCGGUCAGAAGCGAUCCACUGUGGCACAGCUGGUGAAGCGUCUUCAGGAUGCUGAUGCACUGAAGUACACGAUCAUCGUCAGUGCCACCGCGUCCGAUGCUGCACCUCUGCAGUAUUUGGCUCCGUACUCGGGCUGUGCCAUGGGAGAAUUCUUCCGCGACAACGGCAAGCAUGCCCUGAUUAUUUACGACGAUUUGUCUAAACAGGCCGUGGCGUACCGUCAGAUGUCUUUGCUGCUGCGUCGCCCGCCCGGUCGCGAGGCUUACCCGGGUGAUGUGUUUUAUCUGCACUCACGUCUUCUGGAACGUGCGGCCAAAAUGAACCCAACACAUGGUGGAGGCUCCCUCACCGCUCUCCCGGUCAUUGAAACCCAGGCCGGUGAUGUGUCUGCCUAUAUCCCCACCAAUGUCAUUUCCAUCACCGAUGGACAGAUUUUCUUGGAAACGGAAUUGUUUUACAAGGGUAUUCGUCCCGCUAUCAACGUCGGUCUUUCCGUCAGCCGUGUCGGAUCAGCUGCGCAGACUCGAUCAAUGAAGCAGGUCGCUGGUUCCAUGAAGCUGGAAUUGGCCCAGUAUCGUGAAGUGGCUGCUUUCGCCCAGUUCGGUUCUGAUCUGGAUGCUGCUACUCAGGGCCUCCUUAAUCGUGGCGUGCGUCUUACUGAGCUACUCAAGCAAGGACAAUAUGUUCCGAUGGCCAUUGAAGAGCAGGUCGCGGUUAUCUACGCCGGUGUCCGUGGUUUCCUGGACAAACUGGAGCCAUCGAAAAUCACCAAAUUUGAAGCAGCAUUUUUACAGCAUAUUAGACAAGAUCAGCAGGAUCUACUUAAGAAUAUUCGCGAUGAAGGCAAACUUACGGAGGCAACGGAUGCCAAGCUUAAGCAGGUUGUGACUAAUUUUAUGGCUAAUUUCACGCCUUGAUUUGAGCAAAGGAUUUCAAGGACAUUUUAUGCUUAGUUUCGUUUGAACAGUUAAUUUAACUGAUGGGUGUAUGUACUGCAGAGUGGAACACUGUUCUUAAUUGUGCCGUUCGUGCGUCGCGUGUGUUUUAGAUUGUUUUGUCACGCGUUUCUUUAUUGGAAAUAAACUAAUUGGCUGUGUUAA
Molecule: messenger RNA, 1967 nt
Organism: Paramacrobiotus metropolitanus
Lineage: Eukaryota; Metazoa; Tardigrada; Eutardigrada; Parachela; Macrobiotidae
Product: ATP synthase subunit alpha, mitochondrial-like
Exons: 9
Coding region: 114-1784 (556 amino acids)
Biological process (GO): proton transmembrane transport; proton motive force-driven ATP synthesis
Molecular function (GO): proton-transporting ATP synthase activity, rotational mechanism; ADP binding; ATP binding
Source: RefSeq, a predicted model, not a curated record